UCUUCCUGGCGUUACUCUCGGUGAUAUUGGUCGAAAGUUUGGCAGUGGGGCGUAUAACAGCAUGGAUAAUGGUGUUCUGCGCUUCGACCAUGUGCGCAUCCCAAGGGAUCAAAUGUUGAUGAGAGGCUCAUGCCUGUACUGCUGGGCUCAAGUCUGUGACAACAUCUGCCACAGCUAUCUUGUCAAUGUAGUUGUGUUGAUGAAGCAACAUUGGAACAUACAAAAUUUACACUGUCUUGCCUGGCGUGGUGUCAACUUCCCCUCUCUCCUGCCUGGCGUUCGCGUGAGGAGAGGGUUUCGACGCCAUGAAGUGAAGCUCGCCAGAGACUUGGGCUUCUUCCUGUCCAUGAAGGUCAUGGGAGCUCUUCUCUCUAAGGUCGUCUUUUGAAUUACAUCAGAUUGAUCUUUGCUAUUUAUGGGCAAUGUGCCAGAAGCCAAUCUCUAAAAGAAAUAUGACAACCCCAACAAUGAGUGUUCCCCAUUCUAUGUGGCGGCGUUUAUCUUGAAGAACGGAUGAGCCAUAUAACCUAAGUUGCUGGAGUGUGAGAACUAUUAAGAUGAUUUUAGUUGAUAAAGAUCACCAUGCACGGCUGUACAAUGUGCACAACAUCAUCAUGCACACGGGGAUGGCAGCCCAUAGCUCUACCUCCAUGGAAAAUGUGUAGGUGAGAGAUAACUAAUUUAUGUGCAUGCUCAGUUGAAGCACGACAAUCCGACAACAACAGCAGGAGGUGAUGAGUUUUUCAGCUUUGUACUUCUAAAUUUGCAAGUCUAUUGUAUACUGAGCAUACCCUUUUUGUUCGAACUUCACGUACUCCGGUGUGUCAACAACAACUUUGCUUCCUCCUGCUUGGGCAAGUGUUUUAUCAACUUGCUUUUUUGUAGAAAGUGAUAUGUACUUUUUAUUUCUUGCACAGCAUAAUUUGUGGGGUUUUCAUAGGGUAUGCAAACUUAUAAUCAGAAAAAAAUCAAAGCCAUUCAUAGUGUCAA
This is a messenger RNA of Hordeum vulgare subsp. vulgare (domesticated barley), 990 nucleotides long. Its product is annotated as lysine-specific demethylase JMJ705-like. Bases 62 to 388 code for a protein of 108 amino acids. The transcript is spliced from 5 exons. Gene Ontology annotation, molecular function: oxidoreductase activity, acting on the CH-CH group of donors. Gene Ontology annotation, biological process: regulation of transcription by RNA polymerase II. Gene Ontology annotation, cellular component: nucleus. The record is from RefSeq and is a predicted model, not a curated record. Lineage: Eukaryota; Viridiplantae; Streptophyta; Magnoliopsida; Poales; Poaceae.